AUGGAGCUUUUCAACUCAGCUCUAGGAAAGAACAUCACCUUUGUACGUCCUGCAUAUUUCAUAAUAACUGGAUUUAUUGGCAUACCUAAUAUAAAGUAUUACUAUGUGUUUCUCUGUUUUGUUUAUAUAAUUGCAGUGCUGGGAAACACAAUUGUGAUGGCUGUAAUAGUCUUGGAUCAUAAUCUAAAGACUCCAAAAUAUGUUGCAGUUUUUAACCUGGCGUUUGUGGACUUGUUUGGUAGCUCUGCCUUGGUCCCGAAGGUUCUUGACAUCUUUCUGUUUAACCACUACCACGUUCCCUACUACGACUGCUUGGUAAUGCUUUUUUUCUGCUACACCUGCCUUUCAAUGCAGUCUCUUAAUCUGGUUAUACUUUGCUAUGACAGACUAAUGGCUAUCACUUACCCACUACACUAUCAAAUGAGGAUAACCAACAGGUUCAUGUUAAAUUUAAUUGCCUUUGCCUGGGUCUUUGCCAUUAUUGCUGUAUUAAUUACUGUUGGUCUUCUUACAAGGCUUUCCUUCUGUAGGUCUGUGGUUGUUAAAAGCUAUUUCUGUGACCAUGGUCAGAUAUACAAACUUGCCUGCAAUGACAAAACUCCCAACAUGGUCAUAGAAGGUUUGCUUCCAUGUCUUCUUCUUUGGCUGCCACUGGCAUUUAUUGUGUUAAGUUAUUCAUUCAUUGGACAUGCACUGUCUAAAAUAGCCACAAAAAAUGAACGAGUGAAAGCCUUUAAAACCUGCACAGCUCAUCUUUCAUUAGUGGCACUCUAUUUCCUGCCAAUACUAGUCACAUUUACUAUGAGUUCAAGAAUAAAUUUAAAUGCCAGGAUCAUAAAUCUGUCAAUGGCCUCUGUCUUUCCUCCUGUGUUAAAUCCAAUUAUUUAUGUUCUGCAAACGCAAGAAAUCAAAGAAUCGAUAAAAAAAAUAUUAAAAAUCAGAGGUCAAUUCAAAAUUAUAGUGUAG
Messenger RNA from Scomber japonicus (chub mackerel), 966 nucleotides. Its product is annotated as olfactory receptor 1-like. Bases 1 to 966 code for a protein of 321 amino acids. Gene Ontology annotation, biological process: G protein-coupled receptor signaling pathway. The transcript has a single exon. Gene Ontology annotation, molecular function: olfactory receptor activity; G protein-coupled receptor activity. Gene Ontology annotation, cellular component: membrane. The record is from RefSeq and is a predicted model, not a curated record. Lineage: Eukaryota; Metazoa; Chordata; Actinopteri; Scombriformes; Scombridae.